This is a messenger RNA of Ectocarpus siliculosus, 792 nucleotides long. NCBI's taxonomy places the organism in Eukaryota, Phaeophyceae, Ectocarpales, Ectocarpaceae. The record is from the annotation of a GenBank genome assembly.
AUGACGGUGCGCGUACGGCUGCAGAGGCUCGGUCGCCGUAACAGGCCCUUCUAUCGAGUCGUGGUAGCCGACUCAAGGGCUCCCAGGGAUGGGAAAUUCAUUGAGCUGGUGGGCACCUACAACCCGCUCGCUACCCGCAGCGGUGUGAAGGAGGUCACGUUUAAGGUGGACAGGAUACGCUACUGGAUUUCGGUCGGUGCUCAGCCGAGCGACAGGGUGGCAUGGCUUCUGGGGCAGUUCGGAAUACUGCCGCCCAAGGUUGUCCCCGUAGCACGGACGAAGCAGACAGUGCCGAGGAAGGAGUGGAAGGAGCUCCAGAAGCAGCAGGCUGGGAGCAAAGGUUUCCACACGUCGGCGGCGUGUUUCAGCGCUCUCCAACCCGGGGCUGGCGAGCCAGCUAGUGACCCCCUCCCACGGACUCUAUUUUCGGCCAGCGACGACGGUGAACUAACCGACGGAAUCGCGACGCGGCGACCGUGGAGCAAUGUGUCCCAGUCUUCGUCGCUUGAGACCGGACCUUUGUCCUUCUGGUGGGGAACGGGAGCAGAGAGAGAAACACACCUCAACGGCGAGGGCAUUAGCACCACGGCUAGCGGGUCGGAUGAGCUCGGCGGUGAUAUCGCUCUUGAUUUGUCUCGAAUGUCGCUGACUGGACGCAGCGCGGGGGAGCAGCAAGCGCGGUCGCCGCUCCUCGCCGUUCUUGCUUCGCACCUCAGCCUUCUCGGCCCUGCCGCCUGCUCCGUGAUUGGUCUACGGGUGGACGCGGAAGAGGAGGCUCGGGAUACACGGUGA